This is a messenger RNA of Leptosia nina, 1464 nucleotides long. The record is from the annotation of a GenBank genome assembly. NCBI's taxonomy places the organism in Eukaryota, Metazoa, Arthropoda, Insecta, Lepidoptera, Pieridae.
AUGAAAGCAUGCUGAUUUGUGCUCCCAAAGAGAAUUUUGAAAAUGGCACCAAACAACGCAAGAUCCGGAAAGCGAAAGACGCAGGCGAUGCAGAAACAACAAGUCAACGACUCUUCGAUUCCGGAGUUCUAUGCUGGAAAAUCGGUUUUCAUCACCGGUGGGACUGGGUUUCUCGGAAAGGCCCUUAUUGAAAAACUACUCUACAGCUGCAAAGACAUUGGCAAGAUUUUCAUGUUGAUCCGCGAAAAAAGAGGAGUGUCAGCCGAAGAGAGGAUGAAGAGGAUGCUGGCGACAGAGCCCUUCGUGAGACUAAGCAAGGAAAACCCUGAAGCAUUUGAGAAAAUUGUUCCUGUGUACGGAGAUCUUGUUGCUGACUGGCUUGGCACCAGCUCUGAAGACCAAAACACACUAUUUGAAGAGGUCUCCGUGGUGUUCCACCUAGCCGCAACAAUAAAAUUUAACGAGCCAUUGUCCGUCGCUAUGAGAGUCAACGUAGAAGGGACCAGGGAGGUCAUGAAAUUGGCGCAAAAAAUGAAGAAUUUGCAAUCUUUCGUCUAUAUGUCAACGGCCUUCUCCAACACCAGCGUAUACAGGUCAUACGUCGAGGAGAAAAUAUACCCACCACCAAAACCCAUCAACGAAGUCUACGAUAUGAUCAACAAUAAUGAUCCCAACGAGAAAUUCAACCCUGACGUUUUAGACGGCCGCCCCAACACAUACACUUUCACAAAGGCUCUAGCUGAAAACUACGUUUUAGAAAACCACGGAGACAUGCCAACUGUCAUUGUUCGGCCAUCUGUCGUAACCGCCGCUCUUCAAGAACCAGUAGAAGGAUGGAUCGACAAUUGGCAAGGACCAACGCCAGUUCUUUCACUCAUCGCCAAGGGCUGGGUGCGCACACUGUACGGAGACAAAUCCUACAGCUUUGAGAUCAUCCCGAUCGACUAUGUCGUCAAUCUAACUAUCAUCAGCGGUGCAAGAUGUAAAAAAUCAAACGAAGUCCCGAUAUACCACUGCUGCAGUAGUGGGAGCAACCCAAUUACGUUGACACAAGCAGCAGCUUUGUUUAUAGAAGAGAGUGGUAAACAUGGAUUCAAUGAACUGCCUUUCCCGGGUACGAUGUUCUCAAAAUCGUUGUGGUUGCUCUCACUAGCGUCCUUCUUCAUGCAAACUUUACCAGCUUACUUGGCCGAUUUCUUCCUUUAUAUUAUUGGAAAAUCAUCAAGAUAUGUGAAAAUACAAACUAAAUUGUCCUCAUACCUGGACACUAUUUGCUUCUUUGCGUCUUAUCCUUGGAAGAUCAUGAACAACCGCACCCGGUCGCUUUACCAGAGCCUAAGUAAAAGCGACCAAAAGCAGUUCCCGUGCGACGCUAAUCUUAUCGAUUGGAAAGUUUAUAUGCCCAUCUACUUCAGAGGAGUCAAGAGGUUCUUGGUAGACCCGGCAGAGAAAAAGAAGCAAUGA